AUGCUAGCCUUAGUCACAAUCGGUCUAAUAGCAACAUAAGCAACUUUUUCUAGUGCUUCUUUUUCCUAGUCAAAGGCUGAGUCUCUCUCUUCUCAGACUUAUAAUGUUGCUGCAGAAGAUCGCAAAGUAGUCAACAACUUUCCAGUUAUCGGUGUGCUUACAUAACCAUUGAAUGAUGAACAGCUAACUGAUCCAGACAAUAGAUAUGAAAAAUACAGUUCAUACAUGAGAAAGUCUUAUGUUGACUAUCUAGAAGCAUCAGGUGCCAGAGUAGUCCCUCUAAUAUAUGGCUCUGGUAAUGAUGAUGCGGAAUUGGCUAAAAUUGACAAGCUUUAAGGAGUUUUUUACUGUGGAGGAACUGCUGGACAAUAAACAUAUAAAGAUUUCGGUAAAAGGAUAUUUGACAAGGUUAGAGACCUAAACGAUAAAGGUGUAUUCUUGCCUAUUUGGGGCACUUGCCUUGGAUUCUAAGGUAUCUCCUCAUUUGCUGCAACUAAUCCAAAAGUUCUUGAGAGCUAUGAUUCUUAAAACGAUUUAUAUGCAAUGAAAUUUGCAGUUGAUCCUUCUCAGACAAGAAUGUAUAGAGCAAUGGGAAAUGAUGCCUACCUCUUCGAGUAAAAUAAAAUUCAGUUCAACUUCCAUAAAUGGGGAAUAAGCCCAGCCAAAUUCUAAUCUGAUAAGGGCUUAAAAGAUUUCUACACAGUUACUUCGACUGCUUUUGAUAAUAGUUAAAAAGAAUUUGUCAACUCAAUUGAAGCUAAAAAUUAUCCAUUCUACGGAACCUAGUUCCAUCCCGAAGCUCCAUUGGUCCCUAACAGAAACUAUUAGAUUGAUCGCUCAUUAUUUUCAACUAUUAACAAUAGAUAUUUCGGAGACUUCUACGUUAAUUAGUGCAGAACUAGUAACAAUAAUAUGAUGUCAUGGGAGGAAUUCGCUUAAGUGGCUGUUGAAAAUUACACCUACAUUACGAGUGCUGACAAUAGUAGAGUCGAUGUAGUUUUUUGA
Molecule: messenger RNA, 1005 nt
Organism: Stylonychia lemnae
Lineage: Eukaryota; Ciliophora; Spirotrichea; Sporadotrichida; Oxytrichidae
Source: the annotation of a GenBank genome assembly